AUGACUAAUCGAAUUUUUGUAUUUGAUAAACAAAAAAUUAAUCAUCUGAUAAACUCUUAUCAAUAUCCAAUAUCCUCGGGUCUCCUAUAUAUAUACAUAUAUACCAGCUCCCUUGAUGCAUAAAAACCAAAAUUCAAAAAAAAACAAUGUACUCUGUAUCAAAACACCUCAUUUCCGUCCCUAUAUUGGCCGUGGUGGCCAUACAGCUCCUUUUCAUACGCAGUGUAUUGUCCUUGAACCAGACCAAUGCAUAUCUUCACCACAUAUGCAUAAACAGUCAAGGCACAUACAAUCCGGGAAGUCCGUACGAGGAAAGCCUCAACCGUGUCGUCCGUUCCAUCUCCAACGGCAAACUUCGCAGUGGUUUCCGCCACGUCUCCAAUGGCGACCCUCCCAAUACCAUCUUUGUAAAGCUUCAGUGCCGGGGCGACUCAUACUUGUCCAAGUGCCACUCUUGCCUCUCCACCGCAUUCUCUGGGUUUGGUAGGAAAUGUCCGAGAAAUAAGGGGGGAAUAAUCUGGUAUGACAACUGCGUUCUCGAGGUUUCUUCGAUCAAUACUUUAGCAAAAAUUGAUUACCAGAACUACUUCUAUAUGUACAACGCUAAGGAUGUGAGCGGCAAUAUAGAGUCGUUCAACAAGAAUACGAAGGCUCUCCUCUAUAAUCUGAAGGAGAAAGCGAAUAGUAAAGAAACCAAUGCCGGCAGGGAUAAUACCGUGUAUGCGGCCGGGGAGAAAAUGCUCGGCGCGAUGAAGUUGUAUGCAAUGGUGCAAUGUACGCAGGACUUAUCGCCUGAGGAGUGCAAUGUGUGUUUGAAUUGGAUUUUGUUGAAGCUUCCCGAAUGCUGCAGCGGUAAGUAAGGAGGAAGAGCUUUGAGCACGAGUUGUAAUUUUAGGUAUGAGCUUUACCCUUUUGUAAAGACUAGUUAAGACUAUUUGAUGAGAGCUUCAUAUGUAUAUUUUUGUUGUGUUUGAAUAACUGUUUUGAGCAAACACAAAGUAAUAUGCUCUUUUUUCUUGCGUCACACGAGAUGUAAUACCCUAUAUGUAUUAAAUCACAAGGGAGACUUUGGAUGUCCUCAUGAAGAAGAAAUAUAUGAGUUUUUUUUCAUAAUAAAAAUGCAAAGUAUGUUUCUGGUCAAAAGAAAAAAAAGAAAUGCAAAAUAUAUAUAGGUUUUGAUAAAAAAAAAUAAUAAGGACAU
Messenger RNA from Thlaspi arvense, 1201 nucleotides. The record is from the annotation of a GenBank genome assembly. NCBI's taxonomy places the organism in Eukaryota, Viridiplantae, Streptophyta, Magnoliopsida, Brassicales, Brassicaceae.